This is a messenger RNA of Aspergillus vadensis CBS 113365, 343 nucleotides long. RefSeq names its product DUF2462 domain-containing protein. Bases 74 to 343 code for a protein of 89 amino acids. NCBI's taxonomy places the organism in Eukaryota, Fungi, Ascomycota, Eurotiomycetes, Eurotiales, Aspergillaceae. The record is from RefSeq and is a predicted model, not a curated record. The transcript has 3 exons.
CAGGCAGCUACCUACUCUCCUAUUCACCUUUAUACCAAGGAAAAGAAAAGAACUUUAAUAUAAAAUCGCAACCAUGGUCCAAGGAUCCCUCAAGAAGAAGCCCGCGGGCAACAGUGGGAAUCUUGUGAAGCGUCCCUCAGCCCUGGGCCCCAAGCGCGGACCGAGACAAAUCGCACCUAAGAAGACGACGUUGGUUAAGCAGCAGAAGUUGACUAAGAAACUCACGGCGGGAUUGGUGGCCCGGACGGAGAAGAAUCUUGCAGAGAAGGCGGGACAUUUGGAGUUGUUGGCGGGAGGAAAGAAGGAUAAGAAGAAGGAUACUAAGGGUAAUGUGAAGAAAUAG